Didymodactylos carnosus is the source of this 1054-nucleotide messenger RNA. NCBI's taxonomy places the organism in Eukaryota, Metazoa, Rotifera, Eurotatoria, Philodinida, Philodinidae. The record is from the annotation of a GenBank genome assembly.
GGAUUAAUAGAUUCAGGAUUUCACGAGGAUUCCACAUAUGCUAUCCCUUUUCCUGCACAACUCUUAGUUUCGAAGAUAUAAACCGCAAGAUGUGGAAACCAGCAUUUUUUAUUCUAUUUCACUAUCUUUGCUCUGUUCUUCUUUUCUUCUCUGAUUUCUCUUAUUUUCAGAGAUUAAACCAUCGGAAUGAACAAACAGAAAGUAUUUCUCUAUUGACCUCUGACCUGUAUAACAACUCCUUGGCUCGAAUAUUCAUUUAAUCUUCAACUCAAACUGGCUCUUACUAUGAAUUUAAUGCAUUAUCUGUUAACUUCGCUGUUUUUAUCAAGAGUUCAUGCAUAUGAAUUUGUUACUCAUGUAAAACGCUUGAGGUAUGUGCUUGAGUUACUUGAAGUACGAAAUCGACCUGGAGAAAGAGCCGGUAAAGACCAUUACUUCUAAGUGAGCUUUUAUUGUUUUGUUUUUAGAUUCCAUUUUGAUUGCUGAAUUAGAAGAAACGAUGGCAAAGUUUAGUCUUGUUUAUGAAAAUCCAAUUAAAGAUUUCGAUACAAUGGUGACACUGGGUGAACAACGUGCCAUUGCAUCUGAUAGAGACAAAUUUAGAGAAUAUCCAGCUCUUGUUCCAAACUUGCAUAAACAAAUUCUUCCAUUCAUACAACAAGGUAUGAAGCAUUUAUGGCUUCCUGAAGUGAAUUGGUUAUAUUACCGCGAAAACAGGAAAUCGUUGAAGUGUAUACUAAUUGAACCUGCUGUAGCAACUGAACGACUACAAUCUGACAACGCAAUUUGGCUAAAAGUUAGAAAUACAAUUUUUUUUAUUGCACGAAAUCGAGUAAAAUCGAUACUAGACUUAUUGUGGAAAUUAUUUUUUGAAAUAGUUGAAAAUAAACCAAAUACAAAAGGUGCAUAUUCGGAUAGUGAAGAAACCGAAGGUGAUCAACCACCAGUAACUCAUCCAGCUGCACCUCCAAAAUCAGAAACAGAUGGUCGUAAAGGUAGUAAUAAAAGAAAGUCAGAUAAAACAAGUGGUAAAGAAAAUAACCCUGAACGAUAA